Molecule: messenger RNA, 859 nt
Organism: Aspergillus pseudonomiae
Lineage: Eukaryota; Fungi; Ascomycota; Eurotiomycetes; Eurotiales; Aspergillaceae
Exons: 1
Coding region: 147-377 (76 amino acids)
Source: RefSeq, a predicted model, not a curated record
CUUCAAUAACCCAAGAAUACUGGGCAUAUAGCGAGCAUUGGCUGCGUUCAACACAUUACAGACAAGGAAAAAUGGACACCCAAUGUCUAAUACUUCCUGACGAGGGUCAAAUGCGGAAGUCGGGGAAUAAUGUACUCCGGUAUUGAAUGCUGAUUGAGUUGAUGAGGAAACAUAUCAUGUCUUUUAGGAACUUGUUAACUGCAAAUUAUGGACGCCUCGCUUAUACCAGGUCUUUUUUGACGAUCAUAAUUAGCCUGACUGGCUCUUUGCUGGAGCGUGGGGGCCAUAAAUAUCACUUUGCGCUGGGGGCGGUCAUCCUUCGCGACGGCUCGGCACAACGCUUUUUACUCGUCUGCUACACGGCAACACUAUAUUGAGAUGUCUUCAAUCUGCAGGAAUGUCUAGUAUAGCCAGUCAGUGGUUAGUUGAGUGUGCCGUUCCCCAACAAAGCACGGCAGCCGCUCCUUCGCCAAGGCAAUAAGUGUGCGUUUGAUAACAAAGGCACAUCGCAGUCACAGAAGGGUGCAACGUUGUGAUUAUCAAUCUAUUACUAAACGAUGGCGCCUCGGCAGGUAUGAUCGGUCGAUCUGGAAUGACCGCGCUGUAGUUUGCCAUCUACUGACAUGAUGUGAUCCGAAUUCCGGCGAUGAAGAAGGACGGACGGCAUUACAUUAUGCCGUUCGGUCUAGCAGAGCCAGCCUGGACUUUAUACAGCUGGUAGUUAAGGCAGGUGCGGAUCUGCUCAAAGAGGAUCAUAGUUCAAAAACACCAUUGCACAACGCGUCUCAGGGUAGAGGACGAGAGGUGGCCAGUUUUCUGGUUGAGCAAGCAUCAGAUUACGCCAAUCGCUACCAGGAAC